AUGAAUAGAGCUAAAAUCGAAGAGACUAAUAGAAGAUAUUAAGUAUUUCUUUAUUAUAAACAUUAGGAAUAUAAAGCUGAAUUAAGAAUACCAAUUCUCCCCUCUAGUCAAUAAGAUAAUUAUUAUGCUUAAAGUUUACAUAAACUUUAUCCUGAAAUUACUCCAUCCCAUGUCAUAAAACCCCAUCAAGCAUAAGCUUUUAAUCCAGAGAAGACAAGACUCUAUAUAGAGAGUCUGUAAAAGCAAAAUCAAGAAAUAAAUUGUGAAUUAAGACAAUAAGCUCAUGAUAUUAUUUGUUUGACUUAAAUGGUUAAUACAUUAAUUGAUGAAAAUAGAAGUCUUUCAUUAUUACUUGAAUAAAAAGAUUAAGAAAUGCAUUCAAUUGUAGAAACUAUGACAAUUAAUGAAGCUGAGGAAAUUUCUGACCUUAGACACUAAUUAAGAUUAUUGGAGGAUGAAAAUUCUGUACUUUUAAAACAUGUCAAAGAAUAAAGAUAAUAAUUAGAUGAAAAAAUAGAAGAUGCUUAGGAGUUAGAAAAACAAUUUUAAAAUUCAAAAAAAUAUUGUCUUUAACUUGAAUAAUAAAUUGAAAAAUAUAAAUUAUCUGAAAUAUCAUUAUCUGAAUAAAUGUAAAUACUUAAGGAAAAUUGCAAAACUGAAAUAGAAAUGAAAAGUUCUUAUUAAUUUGAAAAUCAAAAAAAAGAUAGUGUAAUUACAUCAUUAACAUUUACUGUUGAAAAAUUGAAUAAAUAAUUAUUAUAAUUGUCAUCUGAUUAUGAGAAAUUGGAAUCAGAUAAAAAUGAAUUACAUUCAAUUAGCAAUCUAAAAAUUUAUGAAUUGAAUUAAAAAUUAGAUGAUUUAAGUAAUGAAUUAUCAAAAUAUCAAAUUACCAAUGAUACAUUAAUUUAAGAAAUAAUUUAAUAACAUAAAGAAAUUACAGAUAAGUAAUAACUUUGUGAAAGAUUAGCUGAUUAAAAUGAUGAUAUUAUGAAUAAAUUAUCAAUGGAAAUAGUGAAAUAGAAAAAAUUAUAUGAUAAUGAAAAUAGAUUAUAAGAACAUAUUGGAUAAUUAAGUAUAUAAAAUAUUGAAUAUUUUAAUACAAUAAAAUAUUAAUCAGAAUAAAUUAAUACACUAAUUAAUCAAAGUGAAGAGGAUUUAAAUACUUAGAAGUAAAGAUUUGAUUAAGUUAUUUUAAAAUUAAAAUAAGAUUAUGUGAAUGAACUAAAAGAAAAAUAAUUGGAAAUCAAAGAACUUGAAGAAAAGAAUACUUCAAUUCUAAAAGAAUGGAAUAAUGUUAAGAAUGAAUAUGAAAUACUUAAAAUAGAUUAUGAAUAAAACUAAAAAGAAAUUAGUGAUUAUUAAUAAUAAAAAAGAAUUAUUGAAUAGCUUUAAUUACAAAAUAGACAAUUAAAAUUGUAAUUGGAAGAAAAUAAAGCAUUAUUAAGUGAAUUUGUAUCACAUAAAGAUGGAGUUUAGGCAGACAUUGAAGAAAGAGAUAAACAUAUACAAAAAAUAAUAAAUCAAAAAGAUGAUAGAAUUGCUGAAUUAGAAAGAGAUUUUUAAAUUUAUUAUGAUAAAUGUGCUAUUCUUUAAUAACAUUAAAAAAAUAAUGAACAUUUAGAAUAAUUAAAUUUUACUUAUAGAGAAUAAAAAGAAUUAUUUGAAUAAGAUAAUGAAAGAUUAAAAUAAGAAAUUUAAAAAUUGUAAGGUUAAAUUAAUAAUUAUGCAACUGUCUAAAAAUAAUAGAAAAUUAAAGCAGAAAAACAAAUUAGUGAAGAAAAUCAAUUACUCAGAAAAUAGUAUAAUGAAAUUGCAAAUGAACUAUAAAAAUUAAAAGAUUAAUAAGCAAAUAUGAACACAUUACCUAUACAACCUAAAUAACCUAGUGAAGCUGGAAGCAGAGUAAGAUAAGGAGGACAAUCAUAAGAUUUCUAAUAAACAAAACAAAAUUAAGUUUAUCUCCAACCAUAAUAAUUAAUCUAGGUAAGAAUAAAUAUCUAUCAUUAAGCCACCUUCUCCUCAUCAUUCAUAACAUUCACCUGUUCUAUCAAGAAGAAACAUUUAAGAAUCUGAUGAUGGUUCUGUUAAAGGAGGAGGAAAUACUUAAGAGAAGAAAAUGUAGUUUUCUUUUACUGACGAUCUAAUGAAAUAAUAACAAUAAGUUAAAAGAUAAAGAGAUCGAGAAAAUUCUUAUCAUUCUAACAUGUCAAAUGCUCCAUAUAGAAAAAAAUCACAAUAAUAAUGA
Molecule: messenger RNA, 2245 nt
Organism: Paramecium pentaurelia
Lineage: Eukaryota; Ciliophora; Oligohymenophorea; Peniculida; Parameciidae
Source: the annotation of a GenBank genome assembly